AUGGUCGGGUUUCAAAUUGGUGCCAAAGGAAAGAUGGGAGGAAAACGGAGGCGCAAUACGGGCGAAGCGGCGAAGAAGCGCUUCAAGUUGGAGAAAGAAAACGACGGUGGUGCGCCAAAGGAGGACCCUGUGGGAGAAAAGGCAGCCGUGACGGGAAACCACAACGACACAGAGAACAAACCUCCGGCAGAGUUGAUCCAAGAAGCCAAGUACUAUCUGGAAUCGUACCGCAACAGAGACAAGCCUCGGACCGCGGACGAACCCGAGUGGCGAUUCAAGAAGGCCAAGCAAGUGUGGAUCCUGCGUUGGAUGUACCGUGCCGACGUGGUCAACAAAGCACUUUUUACCAUUGUACUCGAGUACUUGGAAGGCAUGCAAGGCACUGCACGCGAGCGUGUGCUUCGCGAUGCCCAGCAAGUCGUGGAAGAACUCAGCAAACUGGAAAAGGUUGACGAAAAGGACCAAACGCUGCAGCAAAAGCUUGAACGGAGAAAGCUUAAGCGGGCGUUCCAAGUGGCCAAGAUCCUAGCUUAAGUCGUAACCUCCGAUAUCCUCGAUUGGUCUCUAUGUUUACACCACCAAACUAGCUCUAUUCGGUGCGCAUGCGAUCGCUUAGCUCCACAUAUUCAGGUCUUCCUCGCGGUUCACAGGUGUGUACCAAGGUGGGUACUCCAUGUUGGGAUUGUACCUAGUGAAAUCGUCGCACCCUCCAACACUUGGGGCAAUUGGGCCUGGUGG
This is a messenger RNA of Aphanomyces invadans, 738 nucleotides long. RefSeq lists its product as hypothetical. The record is from RefSeq and is a predicted model, not a curated record. NCBI's taxonomy places the organism in Eukaryota, Oomycota, Saprolegniomycetes, Saprolegniales, Verrucalvaceae. The transcript has a single exon. The coding region runs from base 1 to 534 and encodes 177 amino acids.